AUGUCUGAGCUUGAACAGAAUACCUCUUCCCCAACCCCCAGGGAUGAGAAAAUCAACCACUUCAUUGUUGAUGAAUCGCCCGUCCCUGGAAAAUCCGAUGUUCAUCGCGUAAAUCGCAAUGCCGAUCCUCUUCCCGAAUCUGGAGAUUAUAUCCCUGGCUAUGAUGCGGACCUCAUGCGAGCGCGUGCUGCACUGAGCUCUGAGGAGGAAAAGAAACUUCUGAGACGAAUUGAUUGGCAUCUAAUUCCACUGUUGGCAUUCAUGUAUAUGCUGAAAAGUGUGGACUUUUCAAAUCUUUCUUAUGCCUUGACAAUGGACAAGGGGACGCCCAACAAUAUUUUGACUGAACUUGGAAUGACUAGUAAUCAAUACAACCUGGUGACCGCCAUGUACUAUAUCCCAUACAUUCUUGCUGAGGCCCCGUCAAACCUUCUACUAAAGGGUGUACGCCCCUCUGUAUGGCAGGCUCGAAUUCAAGUCUCUUGGGGUAUCGUCCUCUGCUGCCAUGCAGCUGUGGUGAACAGACAAGGUCUAUACACCGUUCGGUUCUUCCUCGGUCUUUUCGAGGCAGGCUUAUGGCCGGGCAUGCUUGUGCACCUAUGUUACUGGUACCGACCGGAUGAGAUUGCCCCUCGAGUUGUUCUUGUGACACUUCUUGGGUGCUUCAGUACUGUUAUUAGUGGUUUACUCGCAUUCGCCUACAAUGGAGUCACCACGGCUGGCUUGUCAGGAUGGAAAUGGCUCAUUCUGACAGAAGGCAUUAUCACGGUUGUAUUGGGCUUCCUCACGUAUUUCUUUUUACCAGAUUUCCCUUCAUCUGCAAAAUGGCUUUCAGAAAAGGAACAAGCCUUUAUACAAGCUCGUCUACCUCGAAACUCCCCUCGGGCAUCUGAAGCAAACUUUGACAUGCAAGAGCUCAUCACAACAUUGAAAAACAAGAGAGUCUGGCUGUUUCUACUCUGCUGGGCCUUCUUCACAAUUGGAACUACGGGACUUACCUUCUACCAGCCAACCGUUAUAUCAAAUCUUGGCUUCACAUCCAGGGGUGAAGCACUCCUACUGAACAUCCCAUCAGCCGUAUUCGCAUGCAUGCUAACGGUCGGAUUUGGUAUUUUCGCCGAUACCGGCCGGAUCCCCCAACCCGCAAUCCCACUGGGAUUCAUGAUCGUCAUCGAAGCGUGCUAUGGUGUGCUCUAUGCAUUUCCCAAUAACGGCGGGGUGUACACGAUGAUGUGGCCUUGGCGUGUGCAGACCACCGAAGGCGCAACGGGCUCGGCGUUUGCAAUCGCAUUUGCGAAUAGCUAUGGUCAGAUCGGAGGGGCGGUAGGCUCCCAGCUGUUCAAUUCGCGGUAUGCGCCACAUUAUACCACCUCUUUUGGAAUUGCGAUGGGCUUUGUUGGGAUGGCUAUAAUUAUGAAUGUCAUCACCUGGGGAUUUACUUGGAAGGUUGAUGUUGAUACGCGGAGGAUAAAGAGGACUCGUAUUGCGGCGGCGAAGGAGAAUCAAGCGGUGUUGGAUGAUGUUGAUAUUCAUCGGGAUGAGAAGGGGAACUAA
Messenger RNA from Penicillium odoratum, 1554 nucleotides. Its product is annotated as pantothenate transporter. Bases 1 to 1554 code for a protein of 517 amino acids. The record is from RefSeq and is a predicted model, not a curated record. The transcript has 7 exons. NCBI's taxonomy places the organism in Eukaryota, Fungi, Ascomycota, Eurotiomycetes, Eurotiales, Aspergillaceae. Gene Ontology annotation, molecular function: transmembrane transporter activity. Gene Ontology annotation, biological process: transmembrane transport. Gene Ontology annotation, cellular component: membrane.